Molecule: messenger RNA, 531 nt
Organism: Talaromyces amestolkiae
Lineage: Eukaryota; Fungi; Ascomycota; Eurotiomycetes; Eurotiales; Trichocomaceae
Exons: 1
Coding region: 1-531 (176 amino acids)
Source: RefSeq, a predicted model, not a curated record
AUGUUUUCUCACGUCAAAUUGCUCUCAAUUGCAUAUGCCAUGGCCGUCGCCAUUCCUUCUAUAGCGGCAAUGCCCGUUGAAAAUGGCAAUUCGAACAUCAAGUUCGUUCAUGGUAUGGUCAAUAGCACCAGCGAUGAUAUCUCCAAACGAAGCAGCGUCCCACCGGAAUGUUCGUUUGGCGGCCAGCGUUCCGACUGGUAUUAUCUCCAGAUCACAGGGUUGGCUGAAGGCACUGCAUGUCUCGGAUGGGACAUUGGCCCUUCCUGCGGAGCUGGGAGCUGGGACGACCCGGACUGGACAGAUCUUCAAAAGGCUAUGGCCGAAGUGGUCACCAUGGAUGGUCAAUGGUCAGGCUCGUCUGAGGGUGCAUGGGACGGUACUUUUUUCCUUGGGACAACGGCUUUUUCGAACCGCGAUACCUCACUUUUUGAUUUGGCCAUGACACAAACCAAAAGUAAGGUGCCCGUUUAUUACUGGAGCCGAGACGGUGACUUUGCUCAAGUCGUGGGCCACAACGACAAUUGCCCUUAG